Messenger RNA from Labrus bergylta (ballan wrasse), 1356 nucleotides. The record is from RefSeq and is a predicted model, not a curated record. Lineage: Eukaryota; Metazoa; Chordata; Actinopteri; Labriformes; Labridae.
GCACAAAUAGCGUGUGAAUAAUCUCCUCCACCUGCAGACAGAUUAGCUGCUGAACCCCUGUUUGAUUAUCAGCAGACUGUGUGCUGUCCUUUUAAGCCCCGCCCCCUGCACACAAGUACACAAGUACACACACACACUCACACAGCCCUCCCCCUGCUGUCAGCGCAUCUCUCCCUCUCUCCGCCGUUAAUCCGUCUCUCUCUUUCGGUGAUCAUGGCGGAAAUCAAAACGGGAAUCUUCGCUAAAAACGUGCAGAAACGGCUGAACCGCGCGCAGGAGAAGGUGCUGCAGAAACUCGGGAAAGCAGAUGAGACCAAAGAUGAGCAAUUUGAACAAGUGGUCGUCAACUUCAGGAGGCAGGAGUCUGAAGGCUCUCGACUGCAGAGGGAAAUGAAAUCCUACAUGGCUGCCAUUAAAGGGAUGCAGCAGGCCUCCAUCAAUCUGACACAAUCUCUACAUGAAGUCUACGAACCCGACUGGCACGGGAAAGAUGAUGUCAUGGUCAUUGGGAAGGACAGUGAUGCAUUGUGGGAAGAUUUCCACAAUAAACUGGUGGACUCAACUCUCCUGAACCUUGAUGCGUAUCUGCAACAGUUUCCAGAUCUCAAAACCCGUGUGGCCAAAAGAAGUCGUAAACUUAUCGACUAUGACAGCGCUCGCCAUCACGUGGAAACUCUGCAGGUUUCAGGGAUGAAGAGUGAUCGCAAGAUGAUGAAGGCUGACGAUGAGCUCAGAAAGGCUCAGAAAGUGUUUGAUGAGCUGAAUGUCGGUCUUCAGGAUGAACUGCCCACCCUAUGGGACAGCCGGGUUGGUUUCUACAUCAGCACCUAUAAGAGCGUGACAAGUCUGGAGGCCAAAUUUCACCGUGAGAUCUCUCUGGUGUGCAGGCAGCUGUAUGAAGUGAUGACUCAGCUGGCCGAGCAGCACUCUGACAAAAUGUUCACCAUCCAAGGAGCUCCGAGUGAUUCAGGACCUCUGCGACUUGCCAGAACCCCUUCCCCUCCUGAGGACGAAAGUCCACCUGAGAGUCCAGACGCCAGCGCCAAUCACAUGCUCCGCCCCGUCUCACCUGGACCACCCCGACCCAAGUCGCCAACACAGCUUAAAAAGGGGCCCCCAGUGCCCCCCCCACCAAAGGCAACACCGUCCAAGGAGGUGGCAGAGGAGCAGAUUAUCGACUUGUUUGGAGGAGAGUUCUUACCUGCACCUUCUCCAUCCCAGCCCAAUGAACGACCUGGAGAAUCUCUGCUGGACCUCGACUUUGAUGCUUUUCAGCCUGAUGACAGUGUUUCACCAAUCCCACAGACUGCUGUACCCUGGGAUAUGUGGUCGGCCGACGCUGAAACAGCUCCGCCU